Messenger RNA from Oryza sativa Japonica Group (Japanese rice), 1791 nucleotides. RefSeq lists its product as uncharacterized. Gene Ontology annotation, molecular function: DNA helicase activity; ATP binding; ATP hydrolysis activity. Lineage: Eukaryota; Viridiplantae; Streptophyta; Magnoliopsida; Poales; Poaceae. Gene Ontology annotation, biological process: box C/D snoRNP assembly; chromatin remodeling; regulation of transcription by RNA polymerase II. The record is from RefSeq and is a predicted model, not a curated record. Gene Ontology annotation, cellular component: R2TP complex; NuA4 histone acetyltransferase complex; Swr1 complex.
CAUCCACUCAACCCAACCCAAGCUGGCUGGCAAAACCCUAGAACUCGUUCCCCCCCUUUCGCCUUAAACCUUCUUCUCUUUUAGUACCCUCGGGAAGCCAAAAGCACCUCGUCGGCGGCGGCGGCGGGUGGUGGCCAUGGCGGAGCUGAAGCGGCUGUCGGAGAGCCGCGACCUGACGCGGAUCGAGCGCAUCGGGGCGCACUCCCACAUCCGGGGGCUGGGGCUGGACUCCUCGCUGGAGGCCCGCGGCUCGUCGGAGGGGAUGGUCGGGCAGCUCCCCGCGCGGCGCGCCGCGGGGCUCAUCCUGCAGCUCAUCCGCCAGGGGAAGAUCGCCGGCCGCGCCGUGCUCCUCGCCGGCCAGCCCGGGACCGGGAAGACCGCCCUCGCCAUGGGCAUCGCCAAGUCCCUCGGCGCCGAGACGCCCUUCGCCUCCGUCGCCGCGUCCGAGCUCUUCUCCCUCGACCUCUCCAAGACCGAGGCGCUCACCCAGGCCUUCCGCCGCUCCAUCGGCGUCCGCAUCAAGGAGGAGGCGGAGAUCAUCGAGGGCGAGGUCGUUGAGAUCUCGAUCGACCGCCCCGUCUCCGCCGCAGCCGCCGCCGGCAGCUCCGCGCCUUCCGGUGUCGCCGCGGCUGGCAAGACCGGGCGCCUCACGCUCAAGACCACGGACAUGGAGACCGUGUACGAGCUCGGCGGCAAGAUGAUUGAGGCCCUGGGGAAGGAGAAGGUGCAGAGCGGGGAUGUGGUUGCGCUCGACAAGGCCUCCGGGAAGGUGACCAAGCUUGGCCGCUCAAUCGGGAGGUCGCGGGAUUACGAUGCUGUUGGUCCUCACACCAAGUUCGUCAAGUGCCCCGAGGGCGAGCUCCAGAAGCGCAAGGAGGUCGUGCAUUGUGUCACCUUACAUGAAAUUGAUGUCAUCAAUAGCCGGACACAAGGUUUUCUUGCACUUUUCACUGGUGACACUGGUGAAAUUCGUGCAGAGGUUCGAGAGCAGAUUGAUACAAAAGUUGCUGAGUGGAGGGAGGAAGGGAAGGCUGAGAUUGUCCCUGGUGUUCUGUUUAUUGAUGAAGUCCACAUGCUAGAUAUCGAAUGCUUCUCCUUCCUAAACCGUGCAUUGGAAAAUGACAUGGCUCCAAUUCUAGUCAUUGCAACUAACCGAGGGAUCACAUCCAUACGUGGGACAAACUACCGAUCACCACAUGGGAUACCACCUGAUUUCCUUGAUCGUCUGUUAAUCAUCACGACACAGCCUUACACCGAGGAUGAUAUCCGGAAGAUCCUAGACAUCAGGUGCGAUGAAGAAGAUGUGGAAAUGUCUGCAGAUGCUAAGGUUUUGCUCACAAAGAUAGGAGUGGAGACGUCCCUGAGGUAUGCUAUCCACCUGAUCACUUCGGCUGCAUUAGCUUGCCAGAAACGCAAGGGUAAGGUUGUGGAGAUGGAGGAUAUAAGCAGGGUCUACCAGCUGUUCCUGGACGUCAAGAGAUCGACGCAGUACUUGAUGGAGUAUCAGAGCCAGUACAUGUUCAAUGAAGUGCCGGGUGAAGCAGGAGAUGAUGCCAUGCAGUCUUAGUGGGAUAUUGGUUACAGACUUUACGGUUGGGUUGGUUUUACGGUUCAUUAUGGAUACCCAUUGGUCUUCUAGAUGAAUAGGGGUAAGCGUAAGAUGACUUACCCUGACAAACAUUGCUCUGUGGGUGCAGUAAAUUGUGUUAGUGCUGUAGCUAGAUUUAAGAAUUGAAUGUAUCUUGUCUUCAUCCCGGUUUGGAGCAGUCUUUCGUAUGUGUUUUUUGCUAA